CUUUCCGUGCAAGCGCAACACCAGCGAGACAAGAUCUGCAACGAGAUAUAAAAACACCGCAUUUCUAUGUUGGGGUAGUGGCAGUAUGGGAUGUACAUCUAGCACACACACAAUAGCUCAAGAUACAACCCGAGUAAAUACAAAACUAGAGGAAUGCAAUGGAGCAUACACAACCGCCCCAGAGGCUGCCAGUGAGUCUUCUGGGGCCCUGCAGAACUUCGAAGAUGCUGCUGCCGAGACCCAGGAUGCAGAGGCAGCUUCCACGUCUGACUCUUCCACACCAGGGGCUGCUCCACAGCUGCUAGCAGUGAGUCAAGAUGAAGCUGUGGCUACAGAUGAAAGGCAGACAGAAUCAGUCCCACCCGAGGAAGUAUCAGAUCCCAGUGAGGGAAGCUAAAGUCCUUCAGAAUCACAGACACCACAUCAACAUUGGAGAAUCAAGAAAGACCUCACACCAAAGCAGGAAACCUUCAAAUGCUUAAAGCAUAAAGUAACACAUUGCUUACCUGUU
Molecule: messenger RNA, 511 nt
Organism: Electrophorus electricus (electric eel)
Lineage: Eukaryota; Metazoa; Chordata; Actinopteri; Gymnotiformes; Gymnotidae
Source: RefSeq, a predicted model, not a curated record